Molecule: messenger RNA, 1423 nt
Organism: Guyanagaster necrorhizus
Lineage: Eukaryota; Fungi; Basidiomycota; Agaricomycetes; Agaricales; Physalacriaceae
Exons: 2
Coding region: 309-1376 (355 amino acids)
Source: RefSeq, a predicted model, not a curated record
GCUUUCCCUCUGCCUUCAACUUGGCCAGCACACGGGGAUUCUCCAAUUGCUGUGUCCUUGACGGUCGCGAUACGUACGGGCGGGAGUUCUUGCACUGAUAUGUGAAAUGUCCUCUCCCUAGGCACUUUUGGCAUAUAGUAGACGAGGUCGCACUAGGGUUGUUGGUUGAGCGAUGAUGCGGGGCAUAUUUGGACAUGAUGGUUCGGGUCAAGGAAGCAGUUAGGGUUAGGGUCUAUUUAGUUUAUUUUCGAGUUAGGACCGCGACGCGUUGAUUCUUCGUGGGUACUUCUUCGUUCUUAUCCACCACCAUGGGCGGUGGUGCAUUUACCUUCAUCGGCCCUUUUCCUCGUCUCUCCCGAGACCUUUACGCAGCUCUUAAAGCGCGCCAUACUGCCGCACUUGGCAUCGUCUAUACCCAAGUCUGCACCCCCAUCGAGGCGCCAGAGAAACAAGACCACGGGGAUAUAGAUUUUCUGGUAUAUUCACCAGAAGCCCUCUUACCGUCGCAUGACACUGUCAAAGGGCUGCUUGGCGCUGCACAUGUUCUGCCAAUGCCAGGACCACGAACGUCGAAUUAUGCUAUCGCGAUCCCGGAAGAUGAAUUUAAUGCCCAGAUGCAUGAAGGGUGGUACCAAGUUGACGUCCAUGUCUGUGGGUCUCCUGAAGAGUUUGCGCGUGUGAGAUUCUUUCAUUCGUACGGUGAUAUGGGCAUGAUCCUCGGUCUGGUCGCACGGCAUUCCGGAUUACAUCUCGGCGUACACGGGCUGAAAUACCCAAAUCCCCCGAAUCCAGGCAUCAUGCUGUCAACCGACUUUGACGUUAUUGCUGACUUUAUCGGGUGUGAUAUGAAGCGAUAUGAACAAGGGUUUACUACAAAACGAGCCUUGUUCGAAUGGGUUGCAAAGUCGCGCUUCUUCACCCCCCGCAUGUUUGGCAAGAGGGACGCGGAAGGUGGUAAAAUAAAACAGGACAGAAAGAUGUACUGGGAGUUUGUCGCAUGGGCGCAAAGCCAACCAAAUUCAUCCAGUAACGAAAGUCCUGCCGAGAGACAGUGCAGGAUACGCGAAGAGGCUUUGCGUCACUUUGGCAAACAGAUCGUGUUGAACGUGCAGAUGAAUGAGAUCACAGCAAGGUCCAGAUUGAAGGCCGUAUUUAACGGAAAGAUAGUCGCUGAACGAGCUGAGAUGGGUACCCAUUGGCGUGGUGUAAAGAUGAUAAUGGAUCGUGUUAGGGAACAAUGUGGUGGCGGCGACGAAUCUGUUCUGAAAAUGCUUGACAAUGAAGAGGAUGGAGAGAAGAAGCUCAUGCAAAUGGUCAUUCAAGCUAGAGAAGACUUGGGUUUUAGUAAAACUAACGACAUUACCUCAGGAAACUAGCCGAUUGGAAUACAAAUAGCCCACAAAAUGAGAUGAAUGUUUUUCAG